UCAUUAAGCUGCAGUGCACAGCCCCUGAUGUCCUCCUAUUGUCCCAACAGGACUUAUAUCCACAGCUGAGCACUCGAGGUCCACAUCGGCCCUCAGUGAGGUUGUGCUCGCAUCGCUCUGCCUGACUCCUCUGAUUCUCCAAGCAACCAGAUGCAGGACAGGACGGAGAAGUGUGGAGCUCAGCUGCCUCUCUGUGCUCCAGCCAGCAGCUCUCAGCAGCAUCUGUUCAGGAAGAGCACCACCUACCUGGCUAAGGUCGCUGUCAUCCUCCAAGAAGCUCCCGGCAAGAUGCUCACUUUUACUCAGCUGAUGGACAAACUGGCACCACUCAUUUGUGAGGACAGAAAAUCUGUCGAGAACAACAUCAGAGUCUGUUUAUCAGCCAACAAAUGUUUUGUCAAGAUUCCAGUGGUUCCACAUUCGCUGCACAGUAAGAGAAACUACUGGAAGCUGGAGCCCAGUCACAUCACAGCCAAGAUGGUGCGUCGUCACUUCAAAGGAAUCCUGCGGCUCUUCCCCGAGUUGGCCUCCAAAGUGGAAACGGAGAACACGAGCAGAGCAUCAGAGCACUGCUCGUCUCUCCACUCUGCUGACGCUGCAGCCUGCAGAGCUGUUCAGAUCAGGUGUGAGGUGAAGUUCAGCAGUCCUUUCUCCAUCGAGUCCCUCCUGGAGAGAGAUGGUCCCUCUGCUCGGGCCUCCCGAGCUUCUCCUCUGUCCAGUGUGCCGCUCAGAGCGGACAGGCAGCAUCGCUCCACAAAGAGGAGCUUCAGCUGGGACUGUGAGGAGCCUCUCCUCCUUCAAGCUUCAGCUGGAAGCUCAGCAGGGGGCAGCACACACCACGGACUCACUGCUGCUGGAGCUGCUAAGCCCCUCAGGAGGAUGCAUGUGUGCGCUGAGGCCUCCUUCCCCGUCUACACAAGAGCCGGCACUGCUCCUUAUUUCAGCAGCCCACACAACAGUUACAUCACUUACUCUGUACCCACAUUUACCCAGGAUGCUCUCUGUGUCUGGCUGUGAACAUGUUUGGUACCUGACAUACCAGCUUUCUGAGCACUUCAUGUUCUUAAUAAAAUGUCAAAAGAA
This is a messenger RNA of Acanthopagrus latus (yellowfin seabream), 1083 nucleotides long. Its product is annotated as forkhead box protein G1-like. The transcript is spliced from 3 exons. NCBI's taxonomy places the organism in Eukaryota, Metazoa, Chordata, Actinopteri, Spariformes, Sparidae. The record is from RefSeq and is a predicted model, not a curated record. Gene Ontology annotation, biological process: regulation of DNA-templated transcription. Bases 151 to 1017 code for a protein of 288 amino acids. Gene Ontology annotation, molecular function: DNA-binding transcription factor activity; sequence-specific DNA binding.